AUGCAGAUCUAUAACCUCCUCACCCUUGGCUUCGCCAUCGUUGCCAGCGUUUCCGCCAUGCCCACCGAAUCCGACCCAAAGACCCCAGCCUGCAAACUCAGCGGCGAGGUGUACAACGGUGCUGGAAAAGAAUGCCAGUGCCCACCAGGCCAAUUGAAGAAGCCCAACAAGGGGAAAUGCGGAUACCCUCCCUUCCAAUACAAGAAGUGCCCCAAAGACGAUGAGAAGCCAUACUGCGCCAAGAGCAAGUAUGAGUACUGCGGAUAUGACCAGGAGCAUGAUUACUGCGAGGAUGAUGGCAAGAACUCUUACUUCUGCUGCAAGGAGUCAGACUACAAGAGCUGCAUCGAAUCUCACUACUAA
Endocarpon pusillum Z07020 is the source of this 363-nucleotide messenger RNA. RefSeq lists its product as uncharacterized. The transcript is spliced from 2 exons. Lineage: Eukaryota; Fungi; Ascomycota; Eurotiomycetes; Verrucariales; Verrucariaceae. The coding region runs from base 1 to 363 and encodes 120 amino acids. The record is from RefSeq and is a predicted model, not a curated record.